Messenger RNA from Ictidomys tridecemlineatus (thirteen-lined ground squirrel), 2958 nucleotides. It is a transcript of the gene Vrtn, whose product is annotated as vertebrae development associated. Gene Ontology annotation, biological process: regulation of transcription by RNA polymerase II. The record is from RefSeq and is a predicted model, not a curated record. Gene Ontology annotation, cellular component: chromatin. NCBI's taxonomy places the organism in Eukaryota, Metazoa, Chordata, Mammalia, Rodentia, Sciuridae.
AUGACUUCUCGGGACCAGCUGGUGCAGCAGGUACUGAGGGAGCUGCAGGAGGCAGUGGAGUCCGAGGGCCUGGAGGGUCUGGUUAGUGCCGCCCUGGAGGCCAAGCAGGUGCUGUCAUCCUUCACUCUCCCCACCUGCCGGAAGGAGGGCACUGGUCUCCAGGUGUUGGAGGUGGACUCGGUGGCCCUGAGCCUGUACCCAGAGGAUGCUCCACAGAAUAUGCUGCCACUGGUGUGCAAGGGCGAGGGCAGCCUGCUGUUCGAGGCGGCCAGCAUGCUGCUGUGGGGCGACGCUGGCCUCAGCUUGGAGCUGCGGGCUCGCACGGUGGUGGAGAUGCUGCUGCACCGACACUAUUACCUCCAGGGCAUGAUCGACUCCAAGGUGAUGCUGCAGGCCGUGCGCUACUCCCUGUGCUCCGAGGAGUCCCCCGAGAUGACCAGCCUGCCAUCUGCCACGCUGGAAGCCAUCUUUGAUGCGGACGUCAAGGCCACCUGCUUCCCGAAUAGCUUUUGCAAUGUGUGGCACCUGUACGCCCUCGCCUCCGUCCUUCAGCGCAACAUAUACUCCAUCUACCCCAUGCGCAACCUCAAGAUCCGGCCCUACUUUAACCGCGUCAUCCGACCCCGUCGCUGCGACAACAUGCCCUCCACACUGCACAUCAUGUGGGCUGGCCAGCCCCUCACCAGGCACCUCUUCCGCCACCAGUACUUUGCCCCUGUGGUAGGACUGGAGGAGGUGGAGGCUGAUGGUUCUCCGGGGCUAGCCUCCACUCCUCCAGCCCAGGCCACACUGCCACCACCCGCCACACCCGCCAAGACCCUUGAGCUGCUUAACCGGGACCCCGGCCUCAGUUACUCCCACCUGGGCGAUCGCUUUAGCAUUACUAAGAGCACCUUCUACCGCUGGCGGCGGCAGUCCCAGGAGCAUCGGCGGAAGGUGGCCACCCGCUUCUCCGCCAAGCACUUCCUGCAGGACAGCUUCCACCGUGGGGGCCUCGUGCCACUGCAGCAGUUCCUCCAGCGGUUCCCUGAGAUCUCCCGCUCCACCUAUUAUGCCUGGAAGCACGAGCUGCUGGGCUCUGCCUCUUGUUCAACCCUAGCCCCAGCCCCAAAGGAGGUGCUGGCCGUGGAGAAGCUGCCAGGGCAGAGGGCUGCCGAGGGCCCGGGGCACUCCCCACUGAUGGUGGCAAGCCCUGGAAUGGUCUUAAUGCAGCGGGCCAAGUUGUACCUGGAGCAAUGCAUCUCCCUGAACACCCUGGUACCCUAUCGCUGCUUCAAACGCAGGUUCCCUGGCAUCUCAAGGUCCACUUACUACAACUGGCGGCGAAAGGCCCUCCGGAGGAACCCCAGCUUCAAGCCAGCCCCGUCCCUCCCAGCUGCAGGAACUCCCCAACUAGUAUCUGGUGGGGAAGGGGCCCUGCUCCCUUGGAAGGAUGAGGUGGGGGAGGGGACAGGGAAAGCAACAGGCGAGAAGCUCCCCCGACCCCGGGAGCUCGUGCCCCAGAGAAUGCACCUGUCCCGCUGGCAGAGAGACCUGCGCAGGGCCGCCUGCAAGCAGGUGCUGAGUGGGCAUCUGCCCUUCUGUCGCUUUCGCCUGCGCUACCCUAGCCUGUCACCUUCCUUCUUUUGGGUCUGGAAGAGUCUUGCCAGGGACCGGGGUCGGCCUGGAGGCCUGUCCAAAUAUCGGAGGCAGGCCUCUUCCUUGGGCAGAGAGGGGCAGGAAGGGGAGGAGAAACAGAAAGAAGCUGGCAGGAAUGUGACAACUGUAGUGACCCCACCUGUGGGCACCCUGCCAUUGGGGGCUUCUUCAGGAAAGGAUCCAGAGGGGGCCCAGGGAGGGCCUUCCAAAGAGGAGGCCCCUAGAGAGGGAGCCACAGCUCAGAGUGAGCCCCAUGGUGGGUCCCUCUCAAGCCAAUCUGUGGUGUCAGUGGCAGGUGGCAAGGAUGGCCAGGUGCUGGUGAUGGACAUGCUCACUACCACAAAGUUCAAGGCCCAGGCCAAGUUAUUCUUGCAGAAGCGAUUCCAGUCCAAGAGCUUCCCCUCUUACAAGGAGUUCAGUGCCCUUUUCCCCCUCACUGCCCGCUCCACCUACUACAUGUGGAAGCGCGCACUCUACGAGGGCCUCACCCUGAUUGAUGGCUGAUGGCAGUGCAGAGGGGCUGGGGAGGAAGAGGGACCAGUUUGGAGAGGGUCAAGGACCUGAGAUGACCCCUGGCUUGGCCAGGAUGCCUUUGCUCCGGCUCCCACAGUGUCUAUCCUAACUCUAAAAGAGCAUAUUUGCGUUAUUUUCUGGUUUAAGGGCAGAGAACCAGAAAUCAGCCAUCUGGUCCCUUGUAGAAAGCUGUAGGAGCACAGAUGUUCUUUUUUGCUUGUUUGCUGGUCAUAUUUGUAUUGUUGUGUUUUUGUUUGAUUUAAGUGGGUUGGCCAGGCCCCCUUGCCAGCAUUGGAAGCUUUAAAGCUAUAUUUUUGGGGUGUAUAGAGAGGUAGCUAAAGCUGUUUUCAGCUUUUCCUGGGGGCAAGAGGAGUAUGAUAGCAUGGCCAUCUGUCCCCAAUGGGCAGAAUAUAUGCCUUCAGUUUCUUUGGGGGGUGGGACCCUCUUUACUCAAAGAUGUUUUCUAAAAUAAUAUUAGAAUUGAAUCUGGGACAAGCUUCUGCCUCAUAUCCCCAGUGGAGAAGGUGCCAGGCUCAACAUGAGCAGCAGCGGGAACGCACAGGAGGAGUCAUGGAUGACCUCUAAGCCAAGGCCCUGAGGCACUAAGGCCACUGAGGUGCAGCCUGUCCCAAACAGAGUGUGGAAAGGGGUGGGAGGAAGGUCUGAUUCUUCUGCUGGGGAUUCCCAGCCUCUGUCAGCCUGGCUGCUGUUGGGGACCCUGCCUUUCUGCUGAGCCUCCUCUCGGAGCCAACUUCAAUGAGGGUCAGCAAGGGGGCCAGGCAGGUGGAAGACUGAAUUUUUAUUAUU